CGUCCAUCAUUCCCUUGCUGUAUGCGUGAAUCCCUUCACUUGUGACCCCACCGAAAUACCGAAAAAAUCUUCUCAUUUCGAUACACAAAAUCUCCAACGAGAUCGUGCCCCAGCGGACGGCGGUGUGGGCAAUUCACCGAACCGAAAGUGCGUCUGGUGGGCACGACAAAAUGUGAUUGUGGUAUAAAAAGAUGAUGAGAGCUGGAGAUGGCUACCAUAAGAGCAUUUUGUGUGACCAGGAAGACUUGUCCGGGCUAGUCUUCAGUGCAGUGAAAUUCAGUUCUUUCUGUGAAACAAUUUUAGCUAAAAAAAAUUAACUUAGAAAUCAUGAAUAAAUUCUGUGUGAUUGGUGUGUUAGCUCUGGCUGCUGUUGUCUUGGCCGAGCCUCCAUCCUACCACCGUAGGCCAUCCACAUCGUACGGUGUGCCAUCAUCGAGCUAUGGUGCUCCCGCGGUGACAAUCAACAGCGGUGGAUUCGGGCAUGGUGGCAGUUUUGGACACAGCAGCGGUGGCUUUGGGCACAGCAGUGGUGGCUUUGGGCACAGCAGUGGUGGUUUUGGGCACAGCAGCGGUGGCUUUGGACACAGCAGUGGAGGAUUGUCUUUCAGCUCUGGUGGUUUCGGACACGGUGGUGGCUACAGCCAUGGUGGUGGCUACAGCCAUGGCGGUGGCUACAGCCACGGAGGAGAUCUUCAUGCUGGCUUAGGUAGUGGCUACCGUGCUGUGAGCCAUGGCUACCAAAGCAACGAAGGACAACACGUUGACCCGCAACUUCUGCACAAAGUCAAGCAAAUCCUCCUGGAUCAGGAGAAUCACGCUGAGGCUCAUCACGCUUCCUCCCACGGAGCUCUCUUCACCCCAUCUUCCGCCUACGGUGUCCCAUCUCACUCAUACGGAGCCCCAUCCCCAGUCUACGGUGUUCCCCAUCAUCAGACUCGCGUUGUUGGUAUUGAUCUUGGACAUGUGCGUCAGGGCAUCCAGGUGGCACAAUACCACCAGGAAUCCAUUGGACAUCACGAUGCCGGUGGCUACAGCUACCCAUCUUCCGGACAUGGUGGCUACUCUCUGCCAUCUUCCUCCUACUCUGCUCCAGCACUGCAUGCUCCUUCUUCAUCCUACGGAGCCCCUGCUCUUCACGCUCCUUCCUCAUCCUACGGAGCUCCAGCUCUUCAUGCUCCAUCUUCCUCCUACGGUGUACCACACCACUAAGUCAAUCUUCCACCCAUCUCUCCCAUCACUUUAUUCACACAAACAAAAAAACAAACCCAAAAGAUCUCCAAACUUUCACAACAUUUACUUCCUCUUCGUUUCCAAUCACCCCCUUCAGAGCAACUUCCUGUGGCGAGUGAAGACAACAACAACGAAAAGAAAAAUGAAAAGAAAUCCCGACGAAGAAGACUUUUGUAAAUAAAAUGAAAUUUAUUUUUGUAAAUAAAAUGCAAAAUAAUGAAAUACAAAGAAAA
Molecule: messenger RNA, 1463 nt
Organism: Lutzomyia longipalpis
Lineage: Eukaryota; Metazoa; Arthropoda; Insecta; Diptera; Psychodidae
Product: prisilkin-39-like
Exons: 2
Coding region: 328-1209 (293 amino acids)
Source: RefSeq, a predicted model, not a curated record